Periconia digitata is the source of this 1989-nucleotide messenger RNA. Lineage: Eukaryota; Fungi; Ascomycota; Dothideomycetes; Pleosporales; Periconiaceae. The record is from the annotation of a GenBank genome assembly.
AUGUCGACUUUCAAAGGCGUCAUCGAUGAGUUUCGGCACAUUCGGAUCGACUACUUCAGACACCAGCCAGGCUACAAGGCGCCCCUGGCAUGCUUCCUCAGCCAUAUCCAUUCGGACCAUUUGACGGGUCUCGAGUCUCUGAGAGCACCUUUUGUGUAUUGCUCGGCUGCCACGCGGGAGAUUCUGCUGCGCUUGGAAAAGUACCACUACCGAGUCAACUAUGCGCGCGGAAUCCUCGAGAGUCACAAUGUCACUUACGACCGUAGCAUGCGCAAGUUGGCAAAGCCACUGCCACUCGAUACUCCAACCACCAUCGAGCUGGCCCCCGGUGAUGGCAAAGCAAUCCUCUACACUGGCGACAUUCGAGCGGAACCCUGGUGGGUGAAUAGUCUAGUGCAAAACCCAGUCCUUCUUCCUUAUACUCUUGAAUCAAAAGCUCUCGACUGCAUCUAUCUGGACACUACAUUUGCCACCAAGUCCAAUGUGUAUCGAGAGUUUCCCUCCAAAGCUGAGGGUAUCAAAGAACUCCUGCAAAAAGUCGGCUCUUACCCUGACGAUACUGUCUUUUACUUUCAUUCGUGGACCUUUGGCUACGAGAAUGUAUGGAUAGCCCUUUCCAAUUUUCUGCAGUCGAGAAUACAUCUGGAUGACUACCGUGCUUGUAUUUAUGCUUCUCUUUCCACCCUGGAUAAGAAGUCGCUGCACGAUGGCGGGCUCAAUGUGCAAAAAGAGAAUACCUACCUGCAAAGAUCAGGUCUCCAAGUUCACGAGGCUCCUGCAUUGUGUGGGUUCAGAAACGGAAAUCACAUGCAGCCUGGUUGUCUGACUUCCAAUUCUGAUGUCCGCAUACACAGCUGUGAGCGAGGGAUGGGAUGUGCCGUCAUGGAUCAAACAAAUCCUCAGAUAGUCCACAUUGUUCCAAUCGUGAAUCGCGUCGGGACGACAGAUAUCCUUGAGGCCGGCGCAGGAGGGGGUCACGGCGACCUGAACCAAGCUGAAGAGUUGGAAACUGGUGACAUGGAGAAAAUGGCAGAGCUAUGCUCAGCACAUAUAAAGGAUCCCGAAAUCCUCUCCAAAGUUCUUUCUCUCUUUCAACAGGCCCUGGAUGACGGCACCACGACUAUCAACUUGAGCAUGAACCUCCAGAACGAGAGCCCGGAAAGUGAAUCCGAGCUUGCUUUCCCACAGCUCGCUACGGCGCUCUCAUCUCGAGUCUCCAACCCUGAUGGGUCUCACCCACCACUUCACAACUCGAUCCGCUUUCCCUAUUCUCGUCACUCCUCUUAUUCCGAGUUGUGUAAUCUUGUGGACGCAUUCAAACCAAAGGAUGUUUUUCCGUGCACAGUUAACGAAGCUAAUUGGGAUCCCAGUCUUAGCAUGCGUUCGCUCUUUGGAUCAUCCUGCUCUGGAGAUGUAUUUCGACACGACUUGGAAAUGAUGGCUAUGUGGGAGGCGAGGCGUGAAAACGAGAUGAGUGGGAAGAGGACAAGGGAGACCCAAUCCAAUACUCAGGAAAGCGAUACAGGAAUCACUCCCCACAUUGUAGCCAAGAAGCAAAAGUUGGAUGGCGCGGAUGGGAGUGAGAGCGAUUCGGAUGUCUUUCACACGCCCGCAACUGUGCAUGUUCAGCCUCUAGAAGGAUCCAUCACGGCAGAUCGAGGCACAGAGGUGGCAUCUAGCUCCUUUCGACAACAGCCGCCUUCCUCAUCACCACCCAAAGCAGAUGCUACGCCGCAUGAUAUUAACCCGGCUCCGACCGCGACAUUGAAUUCAACUCUUCCCCCAGGGAAUCCAUCCACGGCGUCGAAAUUACCCACAGCUUCGACAUCGAAGAACGAUCAAGCAAAAAAAGAACAUCGCACCCGAGUAAUCAACCAAAAACUCGCAUACGAUGCUGCCCUUGGGUUCCGACUUACGUGGGAUGAUUUUGGGGGUUUGGUGUGCACGAAAAAACGGGAAGAUCUGGCAGAAUUCGAGGUAGAAUUGUGA